AUGGUUGGUGUUACUCACUUUACUGCUGCCGGGAUCGCCAUGCUGAGCACGCUGGGCAAUGUUGUUGCCUCUUCAGGUCCGGCUGGGGAUGGUGCCUCCAUGAAAGCCAGGGACGUCAUGGAUGAUUCCACGGCCACCCCCGAGACAAGGGACCUUGAUGAUGUCGAAACUCGUGCCGUCUUGGAUGGCGACGACUCGGAUCUUGCCGCCCUAGACAAGCGUCUCUUCCCUCUUAUUGGACUUGCCGCCAAGGCCGGUAUCAAGGCCGGUGCCAAGGCUGGGGCGAAGAAGGCCGCCAAGAAAGGUGCCAGGAAAGGUGCUAAGAAGGGUGCGAAGGAGGGCGGCUCGCACAAGGCCAAGGAGAAGCACCAGAAGCAUAAAGCCAAGAAUAACAGCAAGCCCAAGAAGAAGGGCCGUCGAUCUUUGGAUGAUGAAUACUCUUUCCUCGACUCUAGGGAUAUUAUGGAUGAUUUUUCCGAACUCAACUUUGAUGCUCGCGACUUCGAUGAGGAUAUGUUCCUGGAGACCCGCAAAUUCGUUGGCCCAAUUAAGAAUGGCGGUAUGUUCUUCAACCGGCACAAGAACUCCCUCAGACCCAUGGGGCCUGGCGGCGGUCGCAAAUUGAAGACCGGCAAUGGAGUCAAGGCCAAGCCGGCUGGCAGGAAGAGACCUCGAUCAUUUGAUGAGGCUAUGGAGUUUUACGAAGAGUAA
Clonostachys rhizophaga is the source of this 711-nucleotide messenger RNA. Lineage: Eukaryota; Fungi; Ascomycota; Sordariomycetes; Hypocreales; Bionectriaceae. The record is from the annotation of a GenBank genome assembly.